This is a messenger RNA of Pygocentrus nattereri (red-bellied piranha), 3754 nucleotides long. RefSeq names its product zinc finger protein 385B (gene znf385b). The coding region runs from base 145 to 1683 and encodes 512 amino acids. The record is from RefSeq and is a predicted model, not a curated record. Gene Ontology annotation, molecular function: nucleic acid binding; zinc ion binding. The transcript has 9 exons. Gene Ontology annotation, cellular component: nucleus. NCBI's taxonomy places the organism in Eukaryota, Metazoa, Chordata, Actinopteri, Characiformes, Serrasalmidae.
GCGCGUGCGUGCAGGUAGACGAGCAGGGCUUUGAGCCGCGCAUCGCUGCACGAGACAUACUCUCGCGCACACAGAGAACCCGCGCGACCUGCUGCAGGAGAAGGAGCCAAGUUUUCCUCCACCGCUGUCCACGGCUUUUAAGGUAUGAAGACCCCUCUGAGCCCCCCUCAACUGAUGGAGAACAGUCCGCCCUAUUUCCCUCUGCAAGGCUGCGUAGAGCAGGACGGGUUUAGCUGCCUGGCCGACGCUCAGACGCAGGAGAGGAAGAAGCUGCUGUUUUCACUCUGCGAGGUCUGCAACAUCCAGCUGAACUCGGCCGCUCAGGCCGAGAUCCACUACAACGGGAAAUCCCACCUGCGCAGGGUCAAACAGCUCAACAACGGAGAGGUCCCACAGCCCAGCACCAGCGGCCCUCCACCGCUGCCCACCAGCAGCAGCAGCAGCAGCAACAACACAGGAAGUUCCUGCCACAGUAACACUCUCCCGGCUCUGGUGCGGACGCCUCCUCUGAUGAUGCAGUCCGCUUUAGACCUCAAGCCCUUCAUCCCGUUCCCUGUGGACAGCAGCUCUACACCCGUCGGCCUGUUUGCCAACUUCAACACGAUGGAUCCCGUCCAGAAAGCUGUAAUCAACCACACAUUCGGAGUCUCUGUCCCGCCCAAGAAAAAGCAAGUGAUUUCGUGCAACAUCUGCCAGCUCCGCUUUAACUCCGACAGCCAAGCCGAGGCGCACUACAAAGGCAGUAAACAUGCCAAGAAGCUCAAAGCACAAGAGUCCACGAAAAAUAAGCAGAAAGGCGGCGGCGGCGGCGGCGGCGCCCCGGAGAGCGGCGCAAAGCCGGCCAGCACCGGCCCCGUCCCGUCCAGCACUGACAGCAGCACUGAGCAAUCAGAGAAAAGUACAGAGGUUUCAUGCAUGCUCAAAGCCCAUGAUUCCCCGCAAGCCUUCAUGUCCACACCGGCUGUGUCGUCCAGUCUCUGUAAGGCAGUCCCCGUUCCCUGUAGUCCACCUGCAGAACCCGCUGGUCAGUCAGCGGCGCCCGCCCUGAAGAGUGCCCCCAAACAGGCCAGCCAGCCAGAAGCCAGCCUACAGGAGUCUGAGGAGGAGAAAGCCAAGAAGCUGCUGUACUGCUCGCUCUGUAAAGUGGCCGUCAACUCGCUCUCACAGCUGGAGGCUCACAACACAGGUUCGAAGCACAAAACCAUGCUGGAGGCACGGAAUGGGGCCGGUCCCAUUAAGGCCUACCCUAGGCCUGGGUCCAAACUCAAAAUGCAGGCCAAUGUCCUCAAAGGCUCGGGCUUGCAGAACAAGACGUUCCACUGCGAAAUCUGCGACGUUCACGUCAAUUCAGAAAUCCAGCUCAAACAGCACAUCUCCAGCAGGAGGCACAAGGACCGGGUGGCAGGCAAACCCUUGAAGCCCAAAUACAGCCCGUACAACAAACAGCAGCGCGGCUCCAGCGCCUUGGCGGCUAAGCUGGCGCUGCAGAAGGACAUGGUGAAGCCCAUUUCUCCGGCCUUCAUCUCCACCCCAUUCUCCCCCAGCACGAUGCAGUCCAUCUCUCUGCAUCCACGCCCCAACACCUCCAUCUUUCAGACAGCCGCCCUGCAGCCCUCCUUCCUGCGGGCAGCUCCGGGACCCAUCCGGCCCUCCACCAGCUCCAUCCUCUUCGCCCCGUACUGACCCCCACCCUGGCCACGUUGCUGCAACCACAGUAACGACCGUGAGGUGGCUGGCUGGGGCCAGUGAGAGACUGUUCCUCUGAACCCCACAGCCCAAGCAUAGGGGCUACGCAGCGCCACCUACAGGAUUACGGUCAGGCUGAAGGAACUACAGGGCCUGAAGAGGAAAGAUGUGUUUGUUUAACCCCUUAAACUAUAGGCUCAUGUUACAGCUACUAACCUUAAAGAAAUACUUGAGCAUUUUUCAGUCUAAUCUCAAUCUGCUGCAUCUCUACUGUACAGACAGUUUCCAUGGACUACCAUUCAAAUGCAGUUCCAUUUGUAUUUGAAGUCACUGGAGAGUUUCAAUUCCCAGGAGAAGUUCUUGAAAUAUAUGACUAUUAGGGAUGAGCGUCUCAGUCAAGCUUGAUACCAUUUAAUUUGCAUUGUACCCUGUUUUCAUUUAUCACCUCCCACUUAUCAAACAGAACAUUCAGUUAUUAUAGAGACCCUCACUAAUGCAGUGUUUCACUCAAAACCACAUUACAGUACAGCAGUAAACUGCUUUCCAGUUCACUUCGACUUUAACGCUACAAAAAUACAAGAUCGUUGUUUUUCACGAAACUGCCAAUGACGUGCACUGCCACUCAGAGACCUCCAGCACUGCUCAGUGUCUCUAAACAUCUAUUACUGCAUCACAUUAAAUCCAGAACCGGACCACAGUAAUCUGUAGUAGAUGGAUAUGGCUUGAAAUCAACACCAAGAAAUCCGUCUGAAGUCUUUAAGAUAUCCAGACAAAUGCUAAUGUAACUAUCCUAAUGUCACAUAACUUAUUUCAGCAUAAUUUAGUGUGAGGUGUUCGUUUGCCUGAAAUAGUCACUAAUUAUGUUGAAAGUCUUGAGUCAGUAAAUCUACACAAGUCGAGUGCAAAGUCGAGUUUCUAUUCCUGCAAUAGCAGCACUGCACUUCUCGUCCUUCAGGCGGCUGCAGUAGUCUUUCUUUCUUUGCUUCCCUCUUUGGACUAAACAGAUUAGAACCGCAGAACAAAAUGCAAGAUACAGGCUCUGCACUGUCCUCUGCUGGAGUAUAGGGUUUAGACAUCUCAUGGUUCUCAUGGUAUGAGAAUGCAUGACAUUAGAGAGAAACUUUCCUAAUUAAUUUCUUGAUUUUUAGGCCUUCAUGUCUAUUCAGAAGUUCUGCCUCAUUGCUAAUGAACGUAUAAUGAGGCACACAUGACAGAACAUCUUACCAAAGUUCUUCGCAACUUUUAUCCAGCUUUUAAACAUUGGAUAAAUGUAGUGUAAAAAGCAGUUCAGUUGAUUUUUGCUUUCUCUGAGGCUUUCUGGUGUACGUGGUGAUCAGACACAACUUGUAAAAACUCCUCCCACACUGCUGCACUCAGGCAGAUCAUAGUAGUUAACUUAAUCAGCAGUUUACUAAGUCAGUUGCCCAAGUCUUCCCAAUCUUGCUGUUUUCUAGCUAAAAGUUAUGAGGUAAAAUUAGUUACCAUGCAACUGGGCUCAUUAUGACAACUAUAAUUAUAAUUAUAAUAAAUGUUAUAAUUCUUAUUUCUGGAAAAUCAGUCCCAUCUCUAAAAGAAUGACUUGGCGAUAUUUAGAAUUGUCCAUCAACUCUCCAUUGGCUUCUAUUAUAAGCAAGUUUAGAUACAACACGUUUUGCUUUUUUCUUUUUUCUAAGUAAACGAAUUGAAUUGUUUUUUUCUCAGACAGUACAGAUGUGGCAGAUGGAGAUCAGAUUAAGAAUGCCUGUAACGUUCCUUUAAGACUUACUACCCCAAGGCUACUAUGAACUAUUCAGCCACAACUGAUACAUUUCAGAGUUAUGAGGGUGAGGAGUGGAAGUUUGGACUCGUCCAUGGCUUCUUAGAGUUUAAGGGGUUAAACAGAACCAAAAGAAAAACAUCCUUCUGUGGAAUGGUUUAAGUCCUCGUGAGCUGCUGGAGGGAGCACAUUUGGAUUUUCAUGGAAGGAAUUAAAAAAAAAAAGUGUUUGAACUGCUUCCUGAUUGACUUGAAUGAUCAUGGUCUUCCUUUUCAACUGAACAGACGAUUCCAGAUUCAUACAAACACAAAC